This is a messenger RNA of Ilyonectria robusta, 2085 nucleotides long. RefSeq names its product thiamine diphosphate-binding protein. The record is from RefSeq and is a predicted model, not a curated record. Gene Ontology annotation, biological process: L-valine biosynthetic process. NCBI's taxonomy places the organism in Eukaryota, Fungi, Ascomycota, Sordariomycetes, Hypocreales, Nectriaceae. Gene Ontology annotation, molecular function: flavin adenine dinucleotide binding; acetolactate synthase activity; thiamine pyrophosphate binding. Gene Ontology annotation, cellular component: acetolactate synthase complex; mitochondrion. The transcript is spliced from 4 exons. The coding region runs from base 1 to 2085 and encodes 694 amino acids.
AUGAUGCUUCGGUCACAACAAGCAAGCCAAACAUUCAAGGCGCUUGCCCAGACUUCAAGAUGCCAACCUCGGGCAAUCACCUCCCAUAUAGCGUCGACUGUUGCUUCUGGCAAUAGAAAGAUGCCAGCCAGCGUCAGGAAUCAGGCCACCGUAGCUGUGUCUUCGCCUCCAAGCUAUUCUAGUACCGAGUACAACACGAUAACCAGCGAUCCCCGCAGUCAUGUUCAACCCUUGGUGGGUCCUGUGGUCCCAGACAUGGAUGAGUCAUUUAUUGGAAUGACGGGUGGGGAGAUAUUUCAUGAGAUGAUGCGGAGAAGAGGUGUCAAGCAUAUUUUCGGGUACCCUGGUGGAGCAAUCCUACCCGUUUUCGAUGCCAUCUAUGGUUCCAAGGAUCUCGACUUUGUUCUUCCCAAGCAUGAACAGUGCGCUGGCCACAUGGCCGAGGGGUACGCUCGAGCCUCUGGAAAGCCCGGCGUUGUGCUUGUGACUUCCGGCCCUGGGGCAACGAACGUCAUCACUCCGUUGCAAGAUGCCCUUUCGGAUGGCACGCCGAUAGUCGUCUUUUGCGGCCAAGUUCCCACAAGCGCCAUCGGGACGGAUGCCUUUCAAGAAGCCGAUAUUAUUGGAAUCUCUCGGUCAUGCACGAAGUGGAACGUCACAGUCAAUAAUGUUGCCGAGUUGCCCCAACGGAUCAACGAAGCCUUCGACAUUGCCACUACCGGCAGGCCUGGACCUGUGCUUGUAGAUUUGCCCAAGGAUGUCACAGCCGGUAUUUUAAGAAAGGCUAUCGCCGGAAAGUCGAAUAUUCCCGGACUUUCUAAUGCUGCAUCGCGUGUGAUCCUGGAGGAAAGCCGGAAACGACUCACCAACUCGAUAUCGCACGCCGCAGAGUUGAUCAACGGCGCAAAGAAGCCCAUUAUCUUCGCCGGGCAAGGCAUAAUCUCGUCUACCAACGGCCCUGAGAUGCUCAGGGAGCUUGCCGAUAAAGCUUGCAUUCCCGUCACUACCACUCUGCACGGGCUCGGUGCCUUUGACGAACUAGACGAGAAGUCACUCCAUAUGGUUGGGAUGCAUGGUGCCGGGUACGCCAACAUGGCUAUGCAAGAGGCGGACGUCAUCAUCGCCCUCGGUGGUCGCUUUGAUGACCGUGUCACCGGCUCGGUAUCAAAAUUUGCGCCGGGAGCGCAGAAGGCGGCCCGUGAAGGUCGUGGCGGCAUCGUACACUUCGAAAUCAUGCCAAAGAACAUCAACAAAGUUGUCCAAGCAACUGCAGCAGUCGAAGGAGACGUUACCGAGAAUCUUGCCCAGCUUCUGCCUCAGAUUGGGAAGAAGUCAAAAUCCGAUCGGAAAGCGUGGCUGGACCAGAUUCAGGACUGGAAGGCGAAAUGGCCUCUGAACGCCUACGACAAAACUGCACGUGCCGACCUGAUCAAGCCGCAGGCUUUAAUUGAAGAGCUGAGCAACCUCACCGCCCAUCGGAAGCAGGAAACUAUCAUCACGACGGGUGUUGGCCAGCACCAGAUGUGGACCGCUCAACAUUUCAGAUGGCGACACCCGAGAACACUGGUUACAUCUGGCGGGUUGGGGACUAUGGGCUUUGGUCUGCCAGCAGCUAUCGGAGCCAAAGUCGCGAAGCCAGACUCCCUUGUUAUUGACAUCGAUGGCGAUGCCUCGUUUAAUAUGACUCUCAUGGAGCUCUCCACGGCUGCUCAAUUCAACAUCGGAGUCAAGGUCAUCAUCUUGAACAACGAGGAGCAAGGUAUGGUCACGCAGUGGCAGAAUCUCUUCUACGAGGAUAGAUACGCGCAUACCCAUCAAGUGAACCCGGAUUUUAUCAAGGUGGCUGAAGCCAUGGGCGUUCAACAAAGAAAACUUAUCAAGGCGGAAGACACCACAGAAGCCUUGCAGUGGCUCAUUGACUCGGAAGGCCCCGCACUCCUUGAAGUUGUCACCGACAGAAAGGUGCCUGUGCUGCCCAUGGUGCCAGCCGGUGCCGCCCUGCAUGAAUUCCUGACCUGGGACGAGGAGAAGGACAGGAAGCGACGAGAGUUGAUGAAAGAAAGAACUGGCGGGUUACAUCAAUAG